AUGUGGACUAAGAAGGUGGCGACGUCGGUGGUCCUGGUUAUGCUCCUCGUCCUCAUCGCACAGGAGGCCGUGGUCCCUGGGGCGGAGGCGAGGGUGUGCCGGCGACGGAGCGCGGGGUUCAAGGGCCCGUGCAUGUCCAACCAGAACUGCGCGCAGGUGUGCCAGGGCGAGGGCUGGGGCGGGGGCAACUGCGACGGCCUCCGCCGUCAGUGCAAGUGCAUGAAGAAAUGCUAG
Messenger RNA from Lolium rigidum, 234 nucleotides. RefSeq names its product defensin-like protein 1. Lineage: Eukaryota; Viridiplantae; Streptophyta; Magnoliopsida; Poales; Poaceae. The coding region runs from base 1 to 234 and encodes 77 amino acids. Gene Ontology annotation, biological process: defense response. The record is from RefSeq and is a predicted model, not a curated record. The transcript has 2 exons.